GCUUCUCUUUUUCUCUUGCUCACUCCCCUCCAGUGACUCUGGCCUCAUUGAACAUGUCCGAUUCACCAAAACCACCAGUUGCUCCCAAGCCAAAGAAUGCCAGUCCCCUCACACCAGUGACUGCACCCAAAUUCCCUUCGUCACCCAGGCCUGACAGUCUUCACAGUCCCAACUCCAUGUCGAGGGGGCCAAAACCCCCCAUCGCCCCUAAACCAAGGCUGGACACCCCCAAUGAGUGGAGGGCCAGUGUGUACAUGAUCAACAGCUUGAACAAAUGCAGCAAUGGGAAGCUGCUCUGCGUAGAUAAGGGACUUUAUGAAGAGCAGCAGUCCAACCUGGAGUGCUCUGAGGCCGAGGCCGAUGAGGAUUACAUCGUGGUCCCCAGGGCUCCACCGACAGAGGAUGAACCCAGGGAUGGGGACUCUGUGGAGAAUGCAGUCACGGUGCCUCCGGAUGCCACUGGGGAAGAGGAACCCCAGGAGGAAGGUGAGGAGGAGGGGACAGGAGCUGCUGAAGAAGUGGCAGCCCCAGCCGAAAUGGCACUGGGUGGAGAGACUGAUGAAGGAGUAGCCCCCAUUCCUGAGAAGGUGAGGGCUGAUGACUGCGCCCAAGACCCAGAGGAAGAGGAGCAGAAGCUCACAAAUGAGGAGGAAGAGAAGCUGGUGGAGGAACACAACAUGUACAACCUGGAGGAUAGGGGCCCUUGGGAUGGAGAGGCAGUCUUUUCGAGCGAUAUCAUUCUAACUCAAGUUGAUGUAGAGGAUCCAGAAUCAGCUGGCAAGGAGCCUGGGCCUCUUGGGACACCCAGGGAGGCAGAGGAGGAUGGUGAGGAAGGCUGUGCCAAGACAGAACCAGGGGUGCCAGAUGAGUAUGGGGAAUCUGACAGGCCCACUGAGGAGGGUGCUGAAGAUACCAGUGAGGAACCUCUGGAGAAUGAGGGAUUGGCCACGGGCAUCCAGGAGGCGGAGAUAGUCACAGACAACCCUGACGUCUCCGAGGAGGAGUGUGAAGAUGCCACAAGCGGGGGCAACCGGGAUGACCAGGAUGAACCACCUGACCAAGAGGAGAAAACUGACCAAGAAGAAAUGGCAGCAGUCAUCCAAGAGGCGAGAGAAGACGUUGCAGAAAGUGAGGACUCCGUGCAGGAUGAACCUGCUGAGGAGAGCUGCCAGAUCAUUCCUUUCGAGAAUGACUGUGUGGACGACUUUGUGACUUCACUCUCAGGGAGUCCCUAUGAGUUCUUUCCUACAGAGAGCACCUCUUUCUGUGGUGAAAGCUACUCUUCUUUUUCUGAGUCAGCGAAAGGCUUAGAGUCGGAGCAGGAAUCAAAGCCAGGGGAAUGUGCAGACCAGGACACCGUGGCUGGGACGUUGCGUGGCCAGCAUGGCUCCCUGCAAGACGGCACUGGGGAGGGCUUCUCUGUCCCUAACGUGCUGGUCUUGCCAGAGGAUGAGGAUGCCACAGACGAUGCGCUCACCAACCCCUAUGAGCUGGGAGUCGACUUGGUGUGCGGAACCGACCCUGGAGAGGGAGAAAAACCCGAGACACAGGCUGCAUCAGAUGCCCUAAGUGGUUAUGGCUCAAAGGAAGAACUGAACUCUGAUGCUGAGGGCGGCCUGAUGCCCAUCGACAGAAAGAACAUCAUCUCAAGGGCCAGGCCCCACUCUGGGAAAGUGCCUGGCUAUGUCCCAGAAACUGUCCCAGAAGAAGCUGGACCAGAAGCUGUCUCAUCGUCAGCCAUUGGCAUUGGGGGUGCCACCGAGGAGGCAAGAAAGAUGGUUCUGUCAUUGGAGGGGAAGCCACUAGAAGUCAGCAGGGCCUUACCAGCAAAGCCCAGAGCCUUCACUCUGUACCCUCGUUCAUUCUCCGUGGAGGGCCGAGAGAUCCCAGUCUCCGUGUACCGGGAGCCAGAGGCAUCUGGCUUAGCCGACCAUCGAAUCAAAAGGAAGGAUGACAACCUCUCUCUGCCCUGUGUGAUUGGCUCCUCUGGGAGUUUCUCCCAGAGGAACCACCUUCCAUCCAGUGGCACUUCAACACCAUCUUCCAUGGUCGAUAUCCCACCACCUUUUGACCUGGCCUGCAUCACCAAGAAGCCUAUCACAAAGAGCUCUCCCUCACUCCUGAUUGAGAGCGAGCCCCCAGACAAGCACAGCAAGAAGAAGAAGUCAUCCUUUAAGCGGUUUCUGGCGCUGACGUUUAAGAAGAAGACUGAGAACAAAGUACACGUGGAGGUCAAUGUGUCUUCUUCCAGGUCUUCUUCAGAAUCCAGCUACCACGGGCCGUCCCGGCUCCUGGAAAUUGACCGCAGGAGCCUCAGCAACUCCCCUCAGCUUAAGACCCGGACUGGCAAGCUCAGGGCUUCCGAAUCACCCUCCUCCCUCAUCUUCUACAGGGAUGGCAAGAGGAAAGGCAUCCCCUUCAGCAGGACAGUAUCCCGAGUGGAGUCCUUCGAAGACCGCUCCCGGCCCCCCUUUCUGCCCCUGCCCCUGACCAAGCCCCGGUCUAUCUCAUUUCCCAAUGCCGACACUUCGGACUAUGAGAACAUUCCAGCUAUGAACUCGGACUAUGAGAAUAUCCAGAUUCCACCCCGGAGGCCUGCGAGGGCUGGGACAUUUACAAAGCUGUUUGAAGAUCAGAGCAGAGCCCUGUCUACAGCAAACGAAAAUGACGGCUACGUGGACAUGAGCAGCUUCAACACCUUUGAGAGCAAGCAGCAGAGUGCAGACCAGGAAGCAGAAAGAAAUGCAAAUCUUUGUGAAGACCUGACCGGCAAGACCAUCACCCUGAAGGUUGAGCCUAGUGAUACCAUUGAGAAUGUGAAGGCUAAGAUCCAGGAUAAGGAAGGCAUCCCUCCUGACCAGCAGAGUCUCAUCUUCGCAGGCUAG
Messenger RNA from Myotis brandtii (Brandt's bat), 2885 nucleotides. RefSeq names its product FYVE, RhoGEF and PH domain-containing protein 5-like. The record is from RefSeq and is a predicted model, not a curated record. The coding region runs from base 54 to 2885 and encodes 943 amino acids. Lineage: Eukaryota; Metazoa; Chordata; Mammalia; Chiroptera; Vespertilionidae. Gene Ontology annotation, cellular component: cytoplasm. Gene Ontology annotation, molecular function: protein binding. The transcript has 3 exons.